AUGCUCCGGACGACUCCUCUCCUCCGUCAACUCCCUGCCACGGUGCAGACCACCCGGACCGCCGCCGCCUCGCUCACCCCCCUCGCCCGGAAACAACAGUCAAAUCAGCAGCAAGUGCGAUGCGCGCACGCUAUUUCCAACCCAACCCUCGCGAACAUUGAGAAGAGAUGGGAGGCCAUGCCUCCUCAGGAGCAGGCCGAUCUGUGGAUGGCUCUGAGAGAUCGCAUGAAGGUCGACUGGAACGAGCUUACGCUGCAGGAGAAGAGAGCUGCUUACUGGAUUGCGUUCGGCCCACACGGCCCUCGCGCCCAGACUCCUCCCGGUGAGGGCACCAAGGUCUUCCUCUACACCAUGGUUGGCGUUAUCGCAGCUGGCGCUAUCUUCGGCUUCACUCGCUACUUCGCACGACCUCCACCACGAUCAAUGAACAAGGAAUGGCAAGAGGCCACCAACGAAUACAUGAAGGAGAACAAGAUCGAGCCCAUCAGCUUCGUCGGCGGCGAGGACUACAAGGGACCAGGUGCCGUCCAGAGCGGUCCCAAGCCCAAGGAGUAG
Zasmidium cellare ATCC 36951 is the source of this 555-nucleotide messenger RNA. RefSeq lists its product as uncharacterized. The record is from RefSeq and is a predicted model, not a curated record. The transcript is spliced from 3 exons. Lineage: Eukaryota; Fungi; Ascomycota; Dothideomycetes; Mycosphaerellales; Mycosphaerellaceae. Gene Ontology annotation, biological process: mitochondrial electron transport, cytochrome c to oxygen. The coding region runs from base 1 to 555 and encodes 184 amino acids.